Molecule: messenger RNA, 1074 nt
Organism: Aspergillus brunneoviolaceus CBS 621.78
Lineage: Eukaryota; Fungi; Ascomycota; Eurotiomycetes; Eurotiales; Aspergillaceae
Product: zinc-binding alcohol dehydrogenase family protein
Exons: 1
Coding region: 1-1074 (357 amino acids)
Molecular function (GO): oxidoreductase activity, acting on NAD(P)H
Source: RefSeq, a predicted model, not a curated record
AUGAAAGCGAUCAUCACACAUCGACUCUUGCCUAAGCGUCUCCUGAGUCUCGCUAUUCGGAGUCCUCUUGGGCAGGGUGCACAGGUCAAGGACGUCCCAAUCCCAAGCAUCCCCGAUAAUGAGGUCUUGGUCAAGGUACGCGCUGUCGCGCUGAACCCCAUCGACUUCAAAGACAUUGAUUUCAUUUCCCCACGCAACUCCGCCAUUGGCUGCGACUAUGCGGGCGAGGUGGCUCGGGUCGGCAAGAAUUCAGGACAACGUUGGAAGGUUGGAGACAGAAUCGCUGGCUUUGUCCACGGGGGCUUGUAUCCCGAGGUUGGCUCAUUCGCCGAAUACCUGAAAGUCGAUGGAGACUUGGCCUGGAAGGUGCCUGACGGAACGACCCUGAGCGAAGCCACCACCUACGGAGUGCCUGCCGCCACCGCGAUGCUGGGUCUUUCGUAUCUAGGCAUUGACCGGGUGGAUAUCGAGAACGGACGCAGCGUUCGACAAGGUGACCAACCGACCAUUCUCAUCUAUUCAGGCGGCUCGAACGUCGGUCUCUUCGCCAUUCAAUUGGCCAAGAGAGCAGGAUACACUGUUGUGGUCACGGCCUCGCCACGUUCCUUCGACCUCGCAAAGCGCUAUGGUGCCGAUGCAGUCUACGACUAUCGGACAUCUGCCUCCAUUGGCGAGAUCAAGAAAUCCUAUCCGAACAUCACAAAAGCUCUGGACUGCUUUUCCGAAGGCACUUCCGCCGCCUUCUGUGCUGAUGUGUUUCGAGAGGAGGGUGGCAAAGUGAUCACACUUCUUGAUCAAGGAAAGCCGCGGAAGGCAAAUGUGACCUAUGAUUUCCUCAUGGUUUAUACUGCCUUCGGUCGCAAGUUCCAGUUGUUGGCGCCCCUUGGUCCCGUGUUCCCAGUGAGGCCGGCGGACCGCGAAGUCAUCGCCAAAUUCUAUGAUAACUUAUCCAGCCUGAAACUGCAGUCUCCACCUAUUACGACGAUUAAGGGCGGAUUCGACGAGAUAAUUGAAGGUCUAGAUACACUUCGCAAGGGGGAAGGUCGAGGUACAAAGCUCGUUGUUGAGUUUUAG